Dromiciops gliroides (monito del monte) is the source of this 2286-nucleotide messenger RNA. It is a transcript of the gene VSTM2A, whose product is annotated as V-set and transmembrane domain containing 2A. The record is from RefSeq and is a predicted model, not a curated record. The transcript is spliced from 5 exons. The coding region runs from base 525 to 1244 and encodes 239 amino acids. Lineage: Eukaryota; Metazoa; Chordata; Mammalia; Microbiotheria; Microbiotheriidae.
AAAUCUCCCUCCUAGUCAAUUUCCCAGUGCAAGUUCACAGCAGGAUCUGUCUGGCAGGUAAAGAGUUAAAGGCAUCAUCACAGCCAUUAGAGGGAAAAGUUGAAGCGAUGCAAGCACAGCGGAGUCCUACAGCCCUCCCCUUUUGCCCACUCCCCACUCCUCAGGCUGGUUUAGUGUUUAGGGAGAGCAGUGAUCACGCAGUCCUGAACAGCAAGCUGACGUUGGAUGAGCUGCCAGGUAUCUGAAAACAGUCAAGGAAGGGAGCCGAGAUCCACUUUUCACCGUUUCUACUCUGGAUCUGGACUUACAGCUUCACAGCGUCCAAGUCAGCCCAUUUUUUUUUCCUUCUGUGCUUCUCAAUACCCUUCCCCAAAGACAAUCCACCCGCUGAGUAGGAGCAGAAUGCUUUCAGUGUCGCAUCCAGGGAGACAACGCAGAGCAUUUUUAUAGAUUUGCACGGAUUUCGUCCAGGGCAUUUUGGUGUCAGUUAACCUGAUGUGACUUUUCUUUUCAGUUUUGGAAUAAUGGGGAUCUUUUGGGCUUAUGUUGGAUUCAUUUUCUUUUCUGUUUUAUAUAUACAGCAAGGACUUUCUUCUCAAGCAAAAUUUACUGAGUUUCCUCGAAAUGUUACAGCAACUGAGGGGCAGAAUGUGGAAAUGUCAUGUGCUUUCCAGAGUGGUUCUGCCUCAGUUUACCUGGAGAUCCAGUGGUGGUUUUUGCGGGCAGCCGAGGAUCAGGACACUGGAGCAGAGGUGACAGGGACUCAGGUGGAGCUCUUACCAGAAAGAGACCUAGAUAAUGAUGGGACAAAAAUCAGUACAGUAAAAGUACAAGGGAAUGACAUCUCCCACAAGCUUCAGAUUUCCAAAGUAAGGAAAAAGGAUGAAGGCUUAUAUGAGUGCCGGGUGACAGAUGCCAACUAUGGAGAUCUUCAAGAAUACAAGGCCCAAGCCUAUCUUAAAGUCAAUGCAAACAGCCACUCUCGGAGAAUGCAGGCCUUUGAAGCCUCUCCCAUGUGGUUACAAGACAUGAAACCCAGAAAGAAUAUCUCUGCAGCUGUUCCCAGUAGCAUCCAUAAUUCUGCUAAUCAGCGAAUGCGUUCCACCUCCAGCCCUCAAGCUGCAGCCAAAAUCCCCAAACAAAGUCCACAAUCAGCAAAGAGCAAAUCGCCUGUAAAAUCUUCGGAGCGGACAGCAAAGUUGACCCUAAACUCCAACCACCACUCUGCACCCAAUGUACUCUAAUUCUCUACACAAGGAGCACCUUCUUCAGGAAGUUAAAAAAAAAAUUAAACAAAAAAACUAAAACAAAAAGUUUAAAAAAAAGAAGAGGAUUGUCCACGUUUUAUUAAUAAUAUUUUCUUUGGCAGACCACUGAGCUUUUAGUUCAAGAGGACUGGUGUGAAGUGAUAGGACAUUUUGUAACGGCGAGACUUGUUUUCCUUUUCUUUCGGCAAGUAGAAGCACUGUAUCAUUGACUGCUCAGGGGUUGGCCUGUAAGUCAUCAGUAUAAGUGUUCGAUGCGGAUAUCCUUGAUUUCCACUAGGUAACACCGUUUCUCCACUGGAGGCAAACAGAGACCAAAAAAAAAAAAUAAAUGAACAAAUAAAUAAAUAAAUAAAUAGAAUCCUACAGUAUAUCCUUAAACAUCAAUUAAAACUUGCCUUUAUGGGGAGGAACAAAAAUUUUGACAUGACAAGCCAACGUAUAGAACAUUAAUUUAAAGCAGAAAAAAAUAAACACAUGGACAAGAAUGAAGUGAUUUUUUUGUACUUUUUAAAAGAAUUUUCUUCGCUUGUGUUGCGGUUCUUUUUCAUUUCUUUCUUUUUUUUUUCUUUUUCUUUCUAUUUCUUGUUCAAUGGUGGCAAGUGCUGAUUAAGGCCAAUCCCUGUUAACUGCGUGGAGGUUUCUAUAAAUACAUUUUUUGAGUGUCCUCUAUUUCAUUGUGUUUUUAAUCUAAUUUUGCAAUUCCUGUAUAUGCAAAGCUGACAUAAAUUCUGUAAAUUGCUUACAGUACAUGUGAUAUAACUUCAAAGUAGGCAUAAUAUGAUCCUCAUGCAAGCCAAUUUUUAAUAUAAUAUAUAUCUAUAUCUGUAUGUCGUGCCACCAACAAACAUCUUUAUUUCCUUUUUUGAUGAAGCAUACUAUUUUAAUUUGUAAUUUAGUAUUGUGUGGAUUUUGUAAUACAUUAAUUCACUUUCGCUGGUUUGACACUUGCAGAUGUCUGCUAAUUUCUGUAAAAUGCACAUUAAAAUUUGUAAUGGUCUCUGAAAAAUGAACUAUUUCA